Molecule: messenger RNA, 11198 nt
Organism: Catharus ustulatus (Swainson's thrush)
Lineage: Eukaryota; Metazoa; Chordata; Aves; Passeriformes; Turdidae
Gene: GPATCH8
Product: G-patch domain containing 8
Exons: 6
Coding region: 6526-10740 (1404 amino acids)
Cellular component (GO): nucleus
Molecular function (GO): nucleic acid binding
Source: RefSeq, a predicted model, not a curated record
AAAACUUCUGGAUUUUUUUUUCUUUUGGACUUGUGUGUUUAAUAUGAAUUAAUAGUACUCUAGAGGUAUAUCUGCAAGGCUAAAGCCAGUAGUUUAAUCUCAUUUAAUUAGACCAGGGGAAACCGAGGAGGUUAUCCUGCUGCUUCCUGGGUCAUAGCAGGGGCUGGGGAGGGUGUGCAGCUCUGCAGAGAGGGUUUGGAGAGGGCAGGAGGAAGGUUUGAUGAUUACUGGCCGUAUGGAGGGGACUCUGAGGAAGAAUUGACCAGCUCUGGUGGACAGGUCCAGCUCCUCCUUUGCCAGUCUGGGUAACAGUUGUAAUUAUUCAACACAGAUUUGCCUCUCUAAAAUUCUCUCUUGUAAACAUUCUUGCCGAUUGCAGCCUUAACCCUUUAAAAACAGCCCCACCUCCUGUGUAGAAGCAGUUACAAGUUCCCCUACACCACAAGUUGUGUUCUGUAUGAUUAAUUUGAUAUGUUUAAAGGCAUUGAUUUACUGCACAUUCCCACAGUAUUCCCAGGACCAAAAUUAUUCUGAUCUUUUGUGGUAUUUCUCAGAGGUGAAUCCCAAUGUAGUACUUUGCUAUGGCAACAGAGAUCACACGAUUUGUCGCAGAGCUGCUCCUCAGUGUCUCAGUUUGUGAAUCAAACAGCUCAGGUAAUGUGGGGGCUCAUUCUAGCUCUGGAAUUCCUGUGUUUGCUCCUCAGGGACUGAGGCAUCUCAUUCUGUGCUUGGUUAUUGUUAUGAAAAUGCUCAGAGUGAAAACAAAAGGAGUUUCAAGGUGGGUGGUUGCUGGUCUGUGCUGGGACUUGGAUUAUCACCAGUACUCAGGAAACAGAAGCAGCAGGUGGUUCUGUUUAGGGCAGGGAUGUUCCUUUUCGGGCAGGUCCUUGCAGUGGCAGGAACUUUCCCUGUAGCCUUUGGUCCUGAAGAAAUGCCUUCCGUCCCCUGCUUCCUCUGCCUUUUCAGUAAUAACUUCCUUCAUGUUUGCUAAUGGUUUUAGCCAAGUUUUGGCAUCAUUUCAGUGUAACUGUUCUAGAAGAACUGCUUCCACCUCCCUGGGGAGCAGUUCUGCUGAUGUAACGCUGCAAGGAGAGGGCAGGGCCAUGCCUGUGUCUUGGGAGCUCUUGGCAGUGCCAAGCAGAGCUGGGAACCCUUCCUGCAUCCUCAUUCCCUUCCAUUGAGGCUGAAAGCAAUAAACCUGCACAGACUGUCAGGGCAGUGCUGUUCCUGUUGACCAAGGUGUGCCCCACACUGAUUGUAUAAAUCAUCCUGGUGAUACAGGAAGCAGCAGUUAAUAAAAAGUGCUUUGGGUUUAUUUUAUCUUUUCAUGAGUACAUCCAGCUACGUAGCAAAGUCAGGUAUAGCAAAUUUGUUAGCAAUGCUAAAAUGUGUUUCCUUCAUCAACCUAUAUUUUUGUUGCAUAUUUUUCAAUUAAAAGAAAAAACACAAGUGGAUUUUUUGCUUUUACGUUGCAAAUUCUGUGAGGAUAAAUAUAGUCAGCACUUCCCCCCUCAGCAUCACUAUGGUGCAGUUCUUCUUUGGCACAUUCCUCCCCAAAUCUGUUCAGAAAAGGAAAACAUUCCCUCUUGGUCCAAGGGCUGAGCAGGGUGGAGGAGCAGAAGCGUCUGACAAGUGCUGGAAACGGCUCAGAGCUGCAGGUGAAGCCAUGAUCCCGUGGCUCAGGCAGGAAAUAUCCUUUGCUGGCAGCCCCUGGGGUGAUCCCUGGCUGUGGGAUGGAGCUGGAUCCAAGUCCCUGUUCCAAGGCAGUGCCAGGUGGCUGCGGGUGCUGCCUUUGCUGGAUUUUCCUCAGGCUGUGGGGAGCAAUAAACAGAGCUUUGACCACUCAAGCAACUGAGAUCAGUCACAAAUGUGAUCACUUGGCAGCUACAGCUUGGAGAAAUGAGCUCAGGGUUUGAAUUCCAAGGUCUUGAAUCCUGGCACUGUCACCCGCUCACCAAAUGGCUUCAACUCAGAUAUUAAUGUGUUUUCCAUUUGUUGGCUCCUCUGAUCUUGUGGAGGCAGACGGUGGAUGUGUGUCAGGCCUGUGAACAUGGAACAAUGAGCAUCUGAGGGGUGUCAGAUUUCUUUCUGGGUUUUGGAGCUUUGUAAUAAAUACAGGAAAACACAGGAGAGGCAGAUAAAAAUGCUUCACAGUGCCUUUAUUCAUUAGGUAUCGGUUGGUUUGGCAGUCUCAGGACUGCCCAAGAAAUAGCUGUGAUCACUCUCUUAUCUUCUUGUAUCUUCACGUGUCCUCACAGGAGCGCCAAUCCUGGCAUGGAGGAACAUUUCCAUGCUUGUGUUUGCAACACAAAUCAUGCCAGUGGUUCUAAGAGUGAUGUUUUCUUGUGAACUUAGCUUGAGAAACCUGGCUGCUGUCAUCAUACCCGUCCUUCACUGCUGUGUUAAAACCCAGCAGACCACAGACUGAAAGGGAGGUUUACUCAGUGCCUCAGUGUCCUUUGGGGGAAGCAGUUGUCCCCUUGUUUGCUUUUGGAGGUGCAAGAUCCUUCCCUUGAUUACAGAUGGUGAGUUUGUGUUGCUGGAGUGGGUGUAGCCAGUGAAAUCUGAAAUCACUGUGCUUUCAGUGCCUCGUGUUUAUUGUGAGAGCCCCCUUAGCGUGGCUUGGGACAAGGCCUUCUUGUGCUGGUGCAAUGGAAGAGCAGUUUUAUUAAACUGGGAGAGAGGAGUGUGGGGGAGGGAGAGGCCACGGCCAUGCACAACCUACCUUGCUCCUCAGUGCUGCCUUGAGUCAGACAGACCCUUCAGCCCUGUCCACUUACCAACAUGAGCAUAGACAGCAGCUCUUACCUUGAAUUCCUAUCCUAAAUCAACCAGGAGUUGUGUUCUUGCUCCAACACCUUCUGUGUUGCUCUUUAAUCCAUUGUCUAGCAUGUGGGGUAAGGAUGUCUUUUCACCCCAGACUCCACCAGGUCCCUUUCCCUGCAAAAGUUCAAGGAGCUCUGCUUGAUGCCUCAGUGCCAAACCUCAGCUUGGUUUUCUGCAAGUGGCACACUUGGUUUGUGUGUCUGCAAAGUUUUGAGCUCCCAUUGCAAGUGUUCCACGUGAUUGGGGUGUUUACAACUUGACUUUCUCUCGUCAUUUCUCCCCUGCUUAGUAAGGAUUAAAUUCACAGAGCAGUUUCUGUGUUCUUGAAAAACACUUUCUCCUUUCUAGAACUUUUGUUUGCCACCAAGGAUGAUGGACCUUUGUUUGAUUGUUUUGACCCCUUCCAGAAAUCUGACACAAACAGGAUGAGCUCACAAAUCUAAUUCCCAAAGGGGACCAGGAUUAAAGCUUGCCCUUGUUUGUUCAUUUGCUUCUUGCAGCAGCUGGAAUGAGUUUGAUAAUGUGGUGUCAUUUUUAGCCAGUGAGGAGCACCCCAGACUUGUGCACCAGUGAAAACGAGUGGAUUUUCUCCCCUCUCCCCUUUUGAUAUACUGAAUGAGGAGUCUGAAUUUUCAACAGGGCAGCCCUUGGUUUCUCAUUAGACUCUUAGGGAGCCCAGUGCUGCCAAGGCCACCACUGUCCCCUGUCCCCAGGUGUCACAUCUACACAGCUUUUAAAUCCCUCCUGGGAUGGCGACUCCACCACUGGAGGGAGUUGCUGGGCAGCCUCUGCCUAAGCUGAACAACCCCUCCAUGAAGAAAUUUCCCCUAUAUCCAACCUAAACCUUCCCUGGCACAAUUUGAGGCUGCUCCCUCUUGUCCUGACACUUGUUACCUGGAAGCAGAACCCAGCCCCCCUCCCCAUGCUAUAUUGAAACAGGACUGUUGCAAAAUCCUCAUCUUUGAAACUGCAACUCACUCAGCACAGGAACUCCUCUCUAUCUCCCUUUUCCCAGAAAGUGCAGCUGAAGGUGAGCCUUGUCCCUGUGGAUCCAUUCCUGCAGGUUUUGGUUGCUGACUCCAGGCACCUGUUUCUCUUCCAGAGCCUGCAGUGGGGUUUGUACUGACUGAACAAACCAACUCUUAUCCACCAGAGCAGCCCAGUGCUGUGGUCAUGAAACUGCCCUGCAUGCAGCUGAGUGAUAGUUCCUUUCCAGGAGCAGCUAAAACACCUGGAAGGUUGUGUCUUACUGCGAGUUUCAGUUGCAGCAUAAAGAUAACAAAUAAGAAAAACUCCUCCAUGUCCAACAAGAUCAGAUGCUGUUGUUUGUGUCCUCUGGAGAUGCUGAGUUUAUUAAAUUCUCCUCUGGUGACAAGUGUGAUAUCAAUCAGUACUCUAGGAUUGGAUCCUACAAAGCUUGUACCUGGGGGGAAUUUCUAUGAAGAUGUCAACAAAACAAGCAGGAUUAUGGUUGUUGUGUUACUUCUGUGGUGCUUAUACACUGCAUAAGGGACACACUGAAAGAGAUUUGUUUUAAUUAUGUUAACAUUUUUUAGGGUACUUUUAGAACUUUUUAGGGUACUUUUUCUUUCAUCCUUUUAUAUGUAAAUGUCUCUUUAACGGAUAGGACAAGGAGUAGAUGUUAUAAAUUAAAAAAGGAUCAAUUUACAUUAGAUAUUGGGAGGAAGCUCUUCCCUGUGAGGGUGGUGGGACCCUGGCACAGGGGUGCUCAGAGCAGCUGUGGCUGCCCCAUCUGUGGAAGUGUCAAAGGCCAGACUGGACAGGGCUUGGAGCAAUUUGGGAUAGUGGAAGGUGUCCCUGUUCCAUGGAGGAACUUUUUUUAAAGUUCCCUCCCAACCCAGACCAUUCUGGAAUUCUAUGAUGCUGUAUUUGGAGGGAGGAGUUCCUCUGAAUCUGCAAAUCUGAUGAAAACUGUUUUCUGUUUUGACUUGUUAAAAACAGGAUAAAACAUGGGCUGGUGUUGACAACGCUGGUGUUUUCAGGCAGGAUCAGAUGGCUGCUCCAGCUGGGAUAUUCCCAUUCCAGAAAGUAGAGCAGCAUCCAGUCUGUGUCCAGAGCCACAGUGUGGCCCUGAACCCACGCUCCGUGUGCUGUAUGACCUGCGUCUGAUACCAAAGCCCUGAAACCUUAGGAUGAAUUUUCCCAAGAUUUAUUAAUUUAUAGCACUGGGAGGGAAGUAUUUGCUCAUAUCCAAUAGCUUUAUGCAGUUAAAAAGGAUGGAAUCUGGAGAAGUCUGGCCUGGCCACGUGCUCCCUGCCCCACUGCAGGGUUCUGGGAGGGGAUGGCUGUCAGGGUUUCUUUGGGUCUGAGCAAUUUUUUGCAAAGUGGGAGAAAGGUUUUCCCAUUUCUUGGGGAGAAGAAAGCAAAACAAGUACAGCAAGUCACUUUGGGAAUCUCAUUUCAUUUCUGAGUCUAGGGAAUCAUUGCUAACCUAAUUUACUUUGAGAUUGGGUUUUCUAAGGUGUGACUCUUGUGUGACCUCUUUAUUUUUUUCUGUCCUGCUGGGGGUUCCUGCUCUGUCCUCUCCGCAAGAUUUUUCCUGUGUGUGGAAGUGUUUUAUGCAAUAACUCUCUCAGCUUUGGGGUCUGCAGCCUGUGUAGUCACAGUCUGUGACGGAGUUUGUGACCUGCCUCAAAAAAAGGAAAAUAAAUGUUGCGGGGUGUAGGGGGCUGGGACAGGGACACAGCAGGAUUUACCCUGGGAAUUAGCUGUCUGUGUGGCACUGCUUGCAGCCCUGCUGAGUGGCAGGAAGUGUGGGAAUUCUGGGCCUUGGAGGCUUACAUUCCCUUCAAAGCAUGCUGGUGUGCAAGAAAAGCUCAGCAGGGACCCCAAACCUGGGAGGCUCCCAAAUGUCCAAGCCAUGUUUACCUGCUAGGAGAGAUCCCAUUGUCAUGGCCAGCAGGAGGAUAAACUUUCCUCAAGGAAGUUCCUUCAAAGGACAAAUGAGGAGCAGAACUUGGAGAGUCCCAUUUCCCCCUUUGGCCGCUCCCCAUGUCCCACCUGGCAGCCGGUGGGCGAGGGGUGGCCCUGAGCCUGUCCUGUCCCUUCACCAUCAUGGCUUGCCUUAGACACAGAUUGAGGCCACCCCACUGCCCAGCAGCUUGUCUGCUUGUCCUACUGCCCCAGCUGGCUCCAGGGGGAUCCAUGAGGGGUUGGCACUGCUGCCAUAGUUGUGCUACAUGUGGACAUGUCACCGGUCACCUGGAUGUCACACAUGAGGUUCCAUUCGUAAUGAAAUGAGGAUUCACUUUUCACAUGGAAUAUUCUCCUCUUACCUGCAAGCAGAGCUCCUUUUGGCCCUGAGUCUUUGUUACUUCCUUAAGAUCCUGAUUUGUUUCCUUUUUAAAUUGCCUGCUUACAUGUGCCUCAGUGCCUCCUCGGAGCGGGGCUGUUACAGGAGCUCUCCCAACACCCAGCAGGAGUCAGAGCUGCUCCAAUGGCUCCCUGGUUCUGCAGGGCAGAGCACGGUCAUGGGGUGGAGGGGUGAGCAAGAAGCCUCCUGUUAUUUUUUUUUAACCCAUCCUCCCUGCCAAACGGCCUAUUUUCUGCCCCUAAUGGUUUCUGCCUAACAAAUGGUGUUUCUUUUUUACAGCGUUAUGAUCCUGGACUUGUUGUGGUGAUGGUAAACUUAGCAGUGGGAGGACAGAUCCCAUCCCUAUCGUCGUCAAGUACGAUGUCAUGGGCAUGGGCCGGAUGGAGAUGGAGCUCGACUACGCCGAGGAUGCCACUGAGCGGAGGCGAGUGCUGGAGGUGGAGAAGGAAGACACCGAGGAGCUGAGGCAGAAAUACAAGGAUUAUGUUGAUAAAGAAAAGGCCAUUGCCAAGGCUUUGGAAGAUCUCAGAGCAAACUUCUACUGUGAACUCUGUGACAAGCAAUAUCAGAAGCACCAAGAGUUUGACAACCACAUCAACUCUUACGACCAUGCUCACAAGCAGAGGUUGAAAGAUCUCAAGCAAAGGGAAUUUGCUCGCAAUGUGUCGUCGAGAUCCCGGAAAGAUGAGAGGAAGCAGGAGAAAGCCCUGCGGCGCCUGCACGAGCUGGCUGAGCAGAGGAGACAGCCUGAGUGUGCUCCUGGAAGUGGGCCCAUGUUCAGGACCACCACGGUGGCUGUGGAUGAGGAAGGAGGUGGAGAUGAUGAUGAUUCCACAGCCAACAGUGGCUUCGUCCAGACAAGCUCUGGCCAGGCCACAGAGAUGACCACAGACAGAGGCUUCCUGAACACUGGACAAGGCACUGUGGUGCCAGGCCAGACGCCUGCCCAGGGGACACAGGCCAUCAGUUUUGGCAUUAAGAGCGCUCUGGGAACUCCACUGCAGAAGAUCGGGGUGUCCUUUUCCUUCGCCAAGAAGACUCCAGUGAAGCUGGAGACCAUUGCUUCUGUUUUCAAGGACCAUGUGGAUGAGUCCAGUUCUGCCGAUGGGGCAAAAGGUGAUGAGAAAGGGUCCUCGGAGGCUGGCAGCCUGCAGAAGUCUGGGGAGGGUGAAGGCACCAGUAAUUCUGAUGGCAAGGCAGAGGACGAUGACCAGCAUGACAAGGACAGCGGCGCUCUGGCCAGCACCUUAUCCAAACUGAAGAAGAUGAGGCGAGAAGAUGGACCAACGGCUGUGGAACCAGAGUAUUACCACUACAUCCCCCCGGCCCACUGUAAAGUAAAGCCCAACUUUCAAUUCCUGCUUUUCAUGAAGGCUACUGAACAAACGGAAGCGGAAAAUGUGAACAAAAAAAAUGCGCGUGAAGUGAAAAAGGGGAGUCCCCCCAAACCCAAAUCCAGCAAGCACACAGAAAAGGCUGCUGAGAGCACGGGUCAGCAGAAGGAGCAGAGUACUACUGAAAGUGCAGCUCAGCAGGGCAAAACAGAACAAAAAGACAUCCCAGAGAGUGAAAAUACACAGGAGAGCAAGCACCUUCCAGAAAGCAAUCCCCCCGAGCCAGACACAUCUAAAGAAGCUCCUCCUCCUGCCUCGAGCUGCAGAGAUGGCUCUGAGGGACCAAAGCACCCCAUGGGACCUUUUUUCCCUGUUCUGAGUAAGGACGAGAGCACAACACUGCAGUGGCCUUCAGAGCUGCUCAUCUUCACCAAAGCUGAGCCCUCUGUGUCCUACAGCUGCAACCCUCUGUACUUUGACUUCAAGCUCUCCCGUAACAAGGAUGCAAAAGGGAAAGGGGCAGAGAAAUCCAAGGAUCCAGGGGGGCUUUGUAAGGACAACACUCAGAGCACAGAACCUGGUGAGGUGAGCAAAGCCAAGGAGGCUGAAAGUGUAGGGAACAGUUCUGCUCAAAAAAUGGAAAACAAAUCCCAGAGCAAGCAAGAGUCCAGUCUGGGAAGCGUGGGUAAGGGAGAGGGGGAGGACAGCAGUAAGAGUAUAACGGGUAAAAGUAAAUCUGGAAGGUCCCAUAAACACAAAAAGAAAAAGAAGCACAAAAAGUCCAGCAGACACAAACGCAAACACAAGGAGGAAGCAGAGGAGAAGGCCCGGAAAUCUGAGCUGGGGGAAGAAAAACCCAAGAAACGGAAAAGGCACAGGCACAAAAAAGGUAAAUCCUCCCUUUCAGCUGAGUCAGACCGGGCACUGAAACCUGAGCUAUCUGAAGACUGCAGCCAUUUCCAGAAGAAAAAGCGAUGCUCCCAGGAGUCCCAGAGGAAAUCCCUGUCUGCUGAGGAGGGAAGCAGUGGUAAAAAAGAGGACGGGGGUAACUCCUGCCAAGAGCACAGCAGCAAAAGACACAAGGCUGAGCUGCAGCAGGUGCCUGGUGUGAGGAGACGCUGCCCAGCUCUGUCCCAGGCCCGGAGCGGCCACCGGAGCCGCCAGAGCAGCGGCGACUAUGACAGCGACGAGGGCUCCCCUGGCAAGCACUGCCGGCAGAAAUCCCCGUCGCAGUACAGCGAUGACUACGACUCGGGCAGCGAGCACUCGCGCAGCCGCUCCCGCUCAGGCCGCAGGCACUCCUCACACAGGUCCUACUCCACCAGCUCGGACGCGUCCUCAGGGCACAGCCGCUACAGCCGCCACAGGAGCUACUCGGAUGACAGCUACAGCGACUACAGCGACCGCUCCCGCUGCCACUCCAAGCGCUCCCAGGACUCAGAAGAUGACUCUGACUACAACAGCUCAAACCACCGUUCCAAGCGGCGCAAAUACUCCUCGUCAGAGGACGACUACAGCUCGAGCAGGAGCCGAUCCAGGAGUCGGAGCAGGAGCCGAACCCACCCUCGAGACAGGUCAAGAUCGAGGAGCCGGGGCAGGAGCCGCAGCAGCAGCUGCAGCCGCAGUCGGAGCAAGAGGAGGAGCCGCAGCGUGACGGGCCGCAGCUGGAAGCGCAGCCGCAGCUACAGCCGGGACCGCAGCCGCAGCACCCGCAGCCACUCACAGAGGUCCCUGUCACGGAAGGGCUCGCGGGGCCACGAGAGCCCCGAGGAGCGAAGGUCUGGCAGAAGGGACUUCAUCAGGUCCAAGAUCUAUCGCUCCCAGUCUCCCCACUAUUUCCGCACAGGCCGAGGUGAAGGGUCGCUGCUGAAGAAGGAGGAUGGCAAAGGAGAGGAUGUGAAAGGAUCUGGCUCCAUGUCCCAGAACAGCAGCAGCUCUGGCACGGGGCGGGUCUCAGAAGGGGACUGCAGUCCUGAGGAGAGGAACUCUGUCACAGCAAAGCUCCUCCUGGAAAAGGUGCAGUCCAGGAAGGUUGAGAAGAAGCCCUGUGUCACUGAUGAGGUGCUGUCAGGGGCAAACAAGGUGGGUAUAAAGCUCAAAGAUCCUCCCCAGGGCUACUUUGGCCCCAAACUGCCUCCUUCCCUAGGCAACAAACCGGUUCUGCCCUUAAUUGGGAAGUUGCCAACCAUUCGGAAACCAAACUCCAAAAGAUACGAGGAGUCUGGCUUGGAGAGGGGCGAGGAGCAGGAGCUGUCAGAUGCUGAGGAUGGUUCCCAAGGCAUGGAGGAGGGUCAGCUGGCUGGCCAGUCUCUCCUGGAAGAUGUGGUGAUGGUAAUUCAGGACAAACCUCUGGAUGAGCAGAAACGUGAUGAAGCCUCUGUGGAGAUGCCAUCCCUUCCCCUGGACACGCCUGCGCUCCCUGAGUGCUUUGGCUCCGGAGAUCUGGUCAUGCCACACAACUUCCUCUCGGAUCCGAGCAACGGUGAUGGGCUGGAGCCUAUGGACGGGGGCAACCAGCCGGUCCCGGUGGAAACCGGCAUGAUGCCCUUAGUUCCAGAUGUGGAGCGCUUUCCUGGCUAUGUGCCUCAGAGUGGGGAGCCGAGCAUGGAAGGGGAUCGGGAGGGGGGAGAAGAUUCCUCUUUAGCCCCGCUGGAGAGCCAGCCCAUCACCUUCACCCCUGAGGAGAUGGAGAAGUACAGCAAGCUGCAGCAGGCUGCCCAGCAGCACAUCCAGCAGCAGCUGCUGGCCAAGCAAGUCAAGGCCUUCCCUGCCUCAGCCACCCUGGCGCCAGCUGCGCCUGCGCUCCAGCCCAUCCACAUCCAGCAGCCGGCGGCAGCAUCGGCCACGUCCAUCACAACGGUGCAGCACGCCAUCCUGCAGCACCAUGCUGCUGCUGCCGCCGCCGCUAUCGGCAUCCAUCCCCACCCACACCCACAACCCCUCGCUCAGGUCCACCACAUCCCCCAGCCACAUCUGACACCCAUUUCCUUGUCCCACCUGACCCACUCAAUUAUUCCGGGGCACCCUGCCACGUUCCUGGCCAGUCACCCCAUCCACAUCAUUCCUGCAUCUGCCAUCCACCCAGGCCCCUUCACCUUCCACCCUGUCCCUCACGCUCUCUACCCAACCCUCCUGGCUCCGAGGCCCGCAGCUGCCGCUGCCGCCACGGCCCUGCACCUCCACCCCCUGCUGCACCCCAUUUUCUCAGGACAGGACUUGCAGCACCCACCGAGCCAUGGAACAUGAAGGACAAAAUGAAGGAACCUCGGAGAAAGGAGAAUAGUUGGUGUUUUGGGAAGGGGUUGGAGUUGAGCCAGCGGGCAGGUGAGGCCUGAGCAUUUCCUUUCACUCUUGAGCAGCCAAAGAAGCUGGAAGCUCGAGGGCUGGGCUGUUGUUGGCUGUAUCCCAGCAAUGUCUCGCUCCGUGCACGCAGCAGCACCGCUCCGGAAGAACCGUUUCACCUUUAGAACAGCGAGACGCUUGGAAAGGCUUUUUUCCCCUUGGAUUCUUAUAUUUGGUCAUCUUCCUUCUGCCACCUUGUAUAUGAUAAAUGAGGUUUCAUACACACUAAUAGGAUCUCUAAAAAUCCUUUUAAUGAAGUCAUCUAAUUAAAAUAGCAUGAUUGAAUCUGGCUUGUAAUUGGCGAUGAAACAUCGGGAGCUGUCAGCUGUGGAGGGGCUGGAGGCCUUGGUUUUCAGGCAUUG